AUGUACCAUUUGCGUAUGAUAUUCACAUUAAAAAGGCCAUUUUACUUGUUCAACGCGACCAGCGGAUUUAUCAGCUUGGAUUGUGGGCUAUCCGCUAAUGAUCCUCCUUAUACCGAUCCAUCUAAUAAAUUAACAUUCUCCUCGGACGCCAAAUUUGUUGAGGGUGGGAAAAGUGGUACAAUCCAGAAACAUUUGGAGUCGACCUAUUACAAGGCGUAUACAACUCUAAGAUACUUUCCCGAUGGGAUACGACACUGCUAUAGCCUAAAUGUCACGCAAGACAUUCGCUAUUUGGUCAGAGCUUCAUUCGUCUAUGGAAACUACGAUGGUAUGGACAGUCAUCCAAACUUCGAUCUGUAUAUAGGCAGGACAUGGUGGGAGACAAUAUCUAAUCGUUUUGAAGACCCUAAUAACAAUUGGUCAUCACAGAAGUCAUUGGACAAAGAAUAUACUACAUCUACAGAAGUCAUUCACACCACAUGGUCAAACACUUUGCAAGUUUGUCUUGUUAAGACAGACAAAACAGUGCCAUUCAUUUCAGCCUUAGAACUUCGGCCAUUGAGUAAUAAUGUUUAUGCUUCUCGAAGCGGUUCCCUGAAGAGAAUGGCUCGAGUGUAUUUUAGCAAUUCUAGUCAUGCUAUACGGUAUCCUGACGAUGUCCAUGAUCGUCCGUGGUCUGCAUUCUCUAGUGAGGACUUGAAGAUAAUAAACAACAACACUGGCAUUACAGAAAGUUCUAAUCCUUACGACCUGCCGCUAGCCGCAAUUAUGACGGCUGCCAUACCAACUAAUGCCAGUUCACCUUUGAGCAUUACCUGGACUACAAAUUCAACAGACCAGUUCCACGUCUACCUUCACUUUCUUGAACUACUAGCUUUGCGAGCCAACGAAAGUAGGAUGUUUGACAUUGUGGUUAACGGAGACAUUACUUCAUCAGCUUACAGUCCUUCGGAUUCAAUAGUAGAUACAGUAUCCAACAAAGUACCUUUAAACUGCAAUAAUUCAGAAUGCAGCUUGGAACUGAGAAAAACUGACGAUUCAACUCUUCCACCUCUACUUAGCGCCAUAGAGAUUUUCACGGUACUUAAGAUUUUAGAAUCAGCAACAUAUGAAGAUGACGUUAUUGCGUUUGAGACGAUCCUAGCUGCUUAUGCAUUAAGCAACGGGAGUGGAGAUCCAUGCGUCCCUAAACCAUCCCAAUAUCUCAAAUGCAGUAACAACACUGAUUCGUCUGUACCACUGAGAAUCAUUUCCUUAAAUUUAUCCUCAAUUGGACUAUCCGGUGUCAUAUCACCUACCAUUCAAAAUCUAACCGAUCUUAAAGUGCUGGACUUGUCACGUAACAAGUUGACCGGAGGACUUCCCGAUUUUCUAUCCAACAUGGUAGCCUUGUCAUUCAUAUAUCCUGCUAAUCUUGACGGGAUUCUCCUCUUCCAUAACAGAGACUUAAGCUAUAAUAGUUUAAGUGGUCCAGUUUCGCAAGCUCUUCUUAAUAGUCAAAAGGAAAGAGGACUGGUCUUAAAGCUUCAGGGAAACCCAAAACUUAAUGUGAAUACUACAUCUAAAAAGGAAUUUCCAGUAGCAGUUGUAGCGUCAGUCGCUUCCGUUGCCAUUGUCCUGGUAGUGCUUGUUGUGCUUUACAUUUGCCUGGGAAAAAGGUGGUCAAAAAGAGAAGGUAGGGUUGUUGCAGCAAAUUAA
Raphanus sativus (radish) is the source of this 1698-nucleotide messenger RNA. RefSeq names its product probable LRR receptor-like serine/threonine-protein kinase At1g07560. Gene Ontology annotation, molecular function: protein binding. Lineage: Eukaryota; Viridiplantae; Streptophyta; Magnoliopsida; Brassicales; Brassicaceae. The record is from RefSeq and is a predicted model, not a curated record. The coding region runs from base 1 to 1698 and encodes 565 amino acids. The transcript has 8 exons.